GUGAACUUUCAACUUUGCGAGAAGCCAUGGCGUCCCCUCCUUGAAUUUGCUUCUGCUUGCAAGCUGCUUCUGGCGAGGGCGAUGCUGGCUUGAAGUUGGGGCAGUGAAAGAGACGAAAGAGACGCGCAUCUGCAGACGAGGGGGAAAUUCGGCCGUUUCGAGGAUCAGAAGAAGGUCACACAUCGCCAUGUCGUCACUGAGCAGGGAGCUCGUGUUCCUCAUCCUGCAAUUCCUGGACGAGGAGAAGUUUAAGGAGACAGUGCACAAGUUGGAGCAGGAGUCUGGCUUCUACUUCAACAUGCGCUAUUUCGAGGAGGCAGUCGUGGCGGGCGAAUGGGAUGAUGUCGAGCGGUACCUCUCGGGCUUCACCAAGGUCGACGACAACCGCUACUCCAUGAAGAUCUUUUUUGAGAUCCGGAAGCAGAAGUACCUUGAGGCACUUGACAGGCAAGACCGUGCCAAGGCCGUCGAGAUCCUGGUGAAGGACCUUAAGGUGUUUGCCUCUUUCAACGAUGAGCUCUACAAGGAGAUUACCAGCCUCCUCACAUUGGACAAUUUCAGAGACAACGAGCAGCUGUCCAAGUACGGAGACACCAAGUCCGCCCGCAACAUCAUGCUCCUCGAGCUGCGCAAGCUUAUCGAGGCCAACCCGCUGUUCCGCGACAAGCUCAGCUUCCCGGCACUGAAGCUCUCGCGCCUCCGGACACUCAUCAACCAGAGUCUCAACUGGCAGCACCAGCUGUGCAAGAACCCGCGCCCAAACCCCGACAUCAAGACGCUGUUUGUGGACCACACGUGUGGCCCGGUGGCCACUAACGGCAUGCCACGUGUCCCCCUCGCGUCGGGCGCGAAUGCAAAUGCAGUGGGCCCAAAAGCGGGGACAACGUUCCAGCUGGGAGGCCAUGCGGCAUUCCAGCCGUCUGCAAGCGUAGCAGGCCCCACGGCAGGUCUGGCCAGCUGGAUGGGGCCAAACGCAGCAACACCCAUUCCGCCAGCGGCCGCGCCGCCAGUCACGAGCAAGCGGCCGCGGAGCCCCAUCGGGUUGCCCGACAGCUACGAAGAGGGCAUCAAGCGGCUGAAGGACUACCACGAGACGGCCACCGCCGCCGCGACGCCAACUCUGCCCUCCCCCAACCUGGACGAUCUGCCGCGUAACGUCAUCCGUACGCUGCACCAGGGGUCAACCGUCACCACGAUGGACUUCCACCCCUUCCAGCACUCCACACUGCUAGUGGGCACCAACACGGGUGACGUGGCGGUGUGGGACCUGCGGCAGAGCGAGAAGAAGGUGGAGAUGCGCUUCAAGUCGCAGAUCGUGCACGACACCAGCAUCGCCAUCAACCGCGCCGUGUGGUCGCCCGAGGGGCGCCUCAUCGGGGCCGCGUUCUCGAAGCGGGUCGUCCACGUGUUCAGCUACAACCCGACCGUCAUGGAGGUUGCGCUUCACCUCGAGAUCGACGCCCACAACGGCGGUGUGAACGACAUCGCGUUUGCGAGCCCGAAGCAGUUGUGCGUGAUCACGUGCGGGGACGACCACACGAUCAAGAUCUGGGACGCCAGCAGCGGGCGCAAGCAGUACACGUUCGAGGGGCACGAGGCGCCCGUCUAUUCCGUGUGCCCGCACCACAAGGAGAACAUCCAGUUCAUCUUCUCGACGGCGAUCGACGGGCGCAUUAAGGCGUGGCUGUACGACCACUUGGGCUCGCGCGUUGACUACGUGGCGCCCGGCAAUUGGUGCACGACCAUGGCUUACAGUGCGGACGGCAACCGGCUCUUCUCGUGCGGUACCAGCAAGGACGGCGAGACGAGUCUCGUCGAGUGGAACGAGAGCGAGGGGGCAAUUCGGCGUGCGUACAAGGGCUUCAGGCGUGGCGGCCCGAGCGGCAUGCACGGCGUGCAUCAGGUGGUCCAGUUCGACACGACCAAGAAUCGCUUCUUGGCUGCCGGAGACGACGGCUACAUCAAGUUCUGGGACAUGGACAAUACCGAGAUCCUCACGCAGGUCGACGCAGACGGGAGCCUCCCGCUGAGCCCACGCGUGCGCUUCAACAAGCUGGGCAAUCUGCUGGCGGUGAACGCCGACAACAACUACUUCAAGGUUCUGGCUACGAAGGACGGGAUGGCCCUCCUGCGCGACUUUGACGUGCGCAAGGGCACCCCCCCGCAGCUGGGCGCAGCCAAGAGCGAGGCGAUGACAUCAGCGGUGACGUCGUCCAAGCCGAGCACCCCCGCAGCAGCCCCCCCCUCUUCCGAGCCGACCCCCCCUCCCACGAGCAGCAACGUCCCGCGGUCCCGGGAGGAAGAAGUCGUGGCUAGUAUCAUGGCGGAGAAAAGGAGCGCCAGCCUAGUUCCUCCGACCGCGCCCACUCCAAAGCUGCUCGAAUUUGCAGAGCCGUCCGAAGUGCGCUCCGUGCGCUGCCCGGAUACGCUCCCCCCUGCCAAAAUCGCCCGCCUGCUCUACACCAACGCGGGCACCUCCCUCCUCGCCCUGACCGUAACCGCGGUCCACAAAGUGUGGAAGUGGACUCGUAGCAACCUGGACCGGAAACUGGACCCUUCUUCUGCGUGGGUCCUAUGGCAGCCCUCAAACGGCAACAUGAUGACGAACGACACGAGCCCCGAGACGCGCCUCGAGACGACGAGCCACUGCAUCGCGCUGUCGAAGAACGACAGCUACGUCAUGUCGGCGUCGGGGGGGCGGGUGUCCCUGUACAAUCUGCUGACGUUCAAGGUGAUGACCAUGUUCAUGCCCCCCCCUCCCGCCGCCACCGUCCUGACCUUCCACCCGGACAACAACAACAUCAUCGCCAUCGGAAUGGACGACGCGUCUGUACAGAUUUACAACGUCCGAAACGACGAGGUCGAGACGAAGCUGUCCGGACACUCCAAGCCGAUCACGGGCCUCGCGUUCCUGUCGGGCGCGAAGCUGCUGGUGUCUGCAGGGGCGGAUGCGGAGGUGUGCGUUUGGAGCAUAACCAGCUGGUCAAAGCGGCGGUCCAAGACGUUGCCGCUCACGACUGGCGGCGAGACGCGCGUACAAGCGCACCAGGACCAGUCGCGCAUCCUGGUGACGCACGAAACGAUGCUCGGCAUCUAUGAUGUCGACAUGCUGGAUCUACUCACGAGGUGGAGCCCUAAGGACGCGGAGCACUUUUCGGACCCCAUCUCGGCAGCGGCCUACUCGUGCGACAGCGCCUUCGUCUUUGCCGGGUUCACCAACGGCGCGGUGGCCGUGUUUGACGCCAGCACCCUGACACCUGUCACCAGGAUAGCCCUUAGCGUCUACAGCCUCAGGCCGGUUUACCCGGUAGUCAUAGCCGGCCACCCGACAAAGUCCAACCAGUUCGCUUUAGGGUCAAGCGACGGGAGCGUGUAUGUAUUAGAACCUCUAGAAGGGGUCUCCGACUGGACUAAGAAGGAAACGGAGGAGACGGAAUCAAAGGCAGUUGUUUCUCAAGCAGAACAGGGGGAGCAAUCUAGGAAGCAUGAAGUAUCAUAGAGUAGAAGUCUGCCCUCUAGGCACUCAAAAUCAGGGUGAGCGUCUGAUCGGCUCUUCACUGUAAAGGAACCUGACGGUCAGGUUAAGUCAGUUGGAUACAUUCAUUCAGCAACUAGGGUCCAGACGCAUUGUCAGUCUCUACUGGUCGCCUCAUGGAGUAAGAUGGUGUUUAAG
This is a messenger RNA of Klebsormidium nitens, 3673 nucleotides long. Lineage: Eukaryota; Viridiplantae; Streptophyta; Klebsormidiophyceae; Klebsormidiales; Klebsormidiaceae. The record is from the annotation of a GenBank genome assembly.